Molecule: messenger RNA, 7080 nt
Organism: Frankliniella occidentalis (western flower thrips)
Lineage: Eukaryota; Metazoa; Arthropoda; Insecta; Thysanoptera; Thripidae
Gene: Prosap
Product: protein shank
Exons: 24
Coding region: 444-4556 (1370 amino acids)
Cellular component (GO): postsynaptic membrane; dendritic spine; postsynaptic density
Molecular function (GO): ionotropic glutamate receptor binding; synaptic receptor adaptor activity
Source: RefSeq, a predicted model, not a curated record
CGAUCGCGAGACCGCGCACUGCUCGAACGGGUUGGGCUACGCGCGUCUGCUCCGCGCCCGCUGUCACUGGGGCUCAAACGCCGCGCUCGCGGUGAACAACCCUCAACCGGCAGUGCUCCUCCUUCACCCCCGGAGCGACGACACCCCGCCCCGCACUCCCCCCGUCAGCUGUCGGCGGCGUGCUCCCGCGCGCGCGACUCACGGGGCUGCCGAGGCUGGACCAGGGAGGCUGCCACCGUCGCCGCCACCCCCGACACCCACUCUCCCCCCUUGUUCGCGAGUGAAUUUCGAACGAACCGACUACUCGAACGACGCUGCUGCGAUUUGGCAUUGGAUACGACGUCGCCGACUCGGAUACUCUGUGAUUGCAAGGACGCCCCGGGCCCGCCGGCGCGCCGCCCGACUACGAUGUAAGCCCGCGCCCGUGCAGGCCUCGCGGCUCCAUGUCUGACGGCGGCGGCGCCGGGGGCGGCGGGGGCAACCCCAUGACCCCCGCGGGGGUGGCGGGCCCCAACCAGGCCGCCCCCGAGGAGGGCUACCUCCUCAUCCAGGUGCACGUGCCCGAGCUCAACGUGCAGAAGUGCCUGCAGUUCCCGCGCGACCAGCUGGUCUGGGACGUGAAGCAGCAGUGCCUAGCCGCGCUGCCCAAGGUCGCCACGUGGUUCAGGGAGUUAAAAGAAAGCUUUAACUACGGACUCUUCUCUCCCCCUGUCAAUGGGAAAGCUGGAAAAUUCCUUGAUGAAGAACGGAGGCUUGGGGAUUAUCCUUUCAAUGGGCCCAUUGGUUAUCUUGAGCUCAAAUAUAAGCGCCGUGUGUACAAGAUGUUAAAUUUGGAUGAAAAGCAACUGAAGGCCCUUCAUACACGAUCAAACCUUCGACGUCUUCUAGAUUAUGUUACUCAUGGUCAAGUGGAGAAAAUAACUAAGAUGUGCUCUAAAGGGCUGGAUCCAAAUUUCCACUGUCAAGAAACUGGAGAAACGCCCCUCACAUUGGCAGUGGGUAUCAAGAAACCUGGAAAAGUUUUGAUGGCAUUAGUAAAUGGUGGUGCUAUUCUUGAUUAUCGGACCCGAGAUGGCUCUACAGCCAUGCAUCGCGCGGUGGAGAAGGGCAGUUUGGAGGCAUUGACCACUCUGCUUGAGCUUGGGGCAUCACCUAAUUACAAGGAUGGGAAAGGUUUGAGCCCACUGUAUUUGACGGUGACACAUCGUACAGACCCAAUGCUCGCACAAACACUCCUCCAUGAUAGAGCUGUGAUCGGUGCUCAGGACUUGCAAGGAUGGCAGGAAGUGCAUCAGGCUUGCCGCAAUGGACUUGUUGUCCAUUUAGAACACCUCCUCUCAUAUGGAGCAGAUAUGAAUUCCAAAAAUGCCUCUGGGAACACACCUCUUCAUGUGUGUGCUGUCAACAACCAGGAUUCAUCAGCAAGAAUGCUGCUGUUUCGGGGUUGUCAGAGGGAUGCCCUAAAUUAUGCCAAUCAGACUCCUUAUCAAGUUGCUGUGAUUGCUGGCAAUCUAGAACUUGCAGAGGUGAUACAAAACUUCCGAUCUGAUCAAGUUGUCCCUUACCGAGAGCCCCCCCAAUUCAACCCACGCAGGAGAAGAUACUCUGAUAUCUAUGGCACCAGCUUGGUAACAUCUCCAUCUACAACUAGCAACUUGGAUGCUGUUCUCCUACCCCCCUCCCCGUCCCUGUCAAACAGAUCGGUACCCCCAUAUAGUUAUGCUUCAUCCUCGAUGAGUGAAACUUCAAGUGGUUCCUCAACUCAACCAAGUGUUGGAGAAGACAGCGUCAGCAUUAUUACAGAUAAAAGUGUGGAUGAGACAAGUGACAGCUCUGGUGUUGGCACUGCCACAAGUGACUUGAGCAAUUCUAUCAGUCUACCUGGAACAACAGUUAUCUGCUUAGAGAACUACAGUUCUAAUCUUCCUGGUCACCUGAGUAUUAUGCAAGGAGAUAUUCUGGAAGUGACGGGGGCCACAGACUGUGGACUUCUUGAGGGAACAUUGCGUGGUAGGGGUUCUGGCCUUUUCCCAGCCCACUGCGUGCAAGAAGUCAUGCUAAGACCUGGAUCUGCGAAUGGCUCUGUAAGUGGAUCGGCUGGCUCCACCUCUACAUUAUGCCGAUCUACUGCACGAGUUCUUGGUAGACGAGAAGCAAACAACAAACAUUUUGCAACUGCACCUCGACAAAAGAAGCAGCUUGCUGCUGAACCAAGGACAGUUGUGCUACAUCGGUCGAGGAAAGGAUUUGGCUUCGUUUUGAGAGGUGCCAAAGCUACAUCACCUCUCAUGGAGUUACAACCAUCUGAACGAUGCCCUGGAUUGCAGUAUUUAGAUGAUGUUGACACUGGAGGAGUUGCAGAUUUGGCUGGCCUUCGUAAAGGAGAUUACCUUGUUGCUAUUAAUGGGGAAGAUGUGUCUUCGGCCUCACAUGAGCAUGUGGUGUCACUCAUCCGACGGUCAGGUGAUUUGGUCCAAAUGACUGUUGUCUCCGCCUCAGCUAUGGGAAUCAGCACAGUCCCCAAUUCUAAGUCAAGCAUGACAUUUUCGUGCUCUGGUAGCAAUGGAACAGGUACUGCACCUUCCACUCCCCCUACCAGGCAAUAUGCUACUCUUCCUCGAAAACUGAGUAACAACAGCACUCUUGGACGUUCCCCUGCACCUCUGCCACCAAGAAGAGAUCCCCGCACUACUCUUAGUGUUGGACGAGCUCGAGCAAGAUCUAUGGUUGCUGGACUUGAGGGUGGAGGUGAACGUGAAGAAGGCUUGGACAAUAGCACCGGCAGAAGUAGCAGUGCUGAGUCCAUCCACUGUGCAUCAGGUUCCAACUCCAAUACAGGCUCCAUAGCAGGAGGACUCAACAUGAGCCACGCCUUGCAAGGCAACGGUAACCAACCGCGGACUGCCUCCAUUCGCGCUCGACCCACCUCGUCCAGAAUAACCGCAACAGAACUGGAAGAACUUUUCCAACGCCAGCAGGGUAGUGGAGGCUCUGCUCUCAUGAGCUCAUACUUUCAGUGUGGCAUGGGUGGGAGUGCCUCAUCAUCUCAGCCUGCCUCUCCCGCGAGGACACCUCGCGUUUACAACAGUGUGGCUGAAAUGAAACGAAUGAAAGGCAAGGCUAAUACUAGAGUCCGCUUUUCAAUUGCUGGUAUAUCUGGAAUAUCAGAACUUCAUCGCGAUUUCCACAGCACACCAGAUCUUGCUGCUCGUUCUGGCAUUUAUAAUGGUCUGCCCAAUGGAUCCAUUGAUCAUCGUGUGCCAAAGGGUCAUCGCAGUGAAGAUGAUGUUACUACUAUAAUUAAUGGUCGUCCCCCUCUUCCACCUCCUAAUCAUCCACCACCACCUCCACCCACUCAGAUUGUCAAAGUGGACUUAAAGGACUCAAAUGGUUCAAGUAAAGGAGAAUAUAUUAAUACUGCUGGUCUUGUGCCAGAUUCAAAUGAAAGUUAUAUGUCAAGCUUCAGGCCAUCGAGCAGUGCUAAAUUGUAUGCCUCACCAGAUGAAAUAAAAGCUGUUGGUUAUAGAUCUACUGUUCCUGCCAACUCUAGACCUCAAGUUCGCAAGUCUCAAAGUUUGCGCUCUCCUCCAACAACUCACAAACCAACACUUCAACACCAAAUGUCAGAUCAAGGUCCUACUCUUGUUACCACCAUUUCAAUUGGGUCUAGUACAGGCACUAACGCAACUACAAAUGGAACUAAUUCAGACACGAAUCAGUAUGCUCAACCAUUUAGAUGUAGGCGUAGCCUGAGUACCAAAGAGAGACGAGAGGCCAAGAGUCGUCUUAUGGCUAACCAAGCCGCGGCCAAUGCAUCUCAGGUUGGAGGACCACCCAUACCAGAUCCUGACUACAGCUUGAGCGAAGGAGAGGGUAGUGAAGGGGACUCUCGGGAAGUGGAAGGAGCUGUUGUGAAGGGCUCAACUACUAAUAAUGAAGGCAGCGGAAAUUCAGAAAGCUCCAGUGGUAGUGGAAGUUUAACUCAUAGUUUUAGUGUUGAUGAAAUUCAAAAGGUUCGCACUCGAUUGAAGAGUUCCAAAUCUUAUCCAAAUGACUUCCUUCUAAACCAGGAUGGAACUAAAGAUGGAAAUGAAGGAGCUAUUGAAGAUGGAGAUAACUCAUCAAGUGGGGUCAGCUCAGAUCAAGAUAUCCCCAUUGGUCCAUCAUCUCUUGAACAAAACCAGCCAAUUCGUACUGUGAAGUUCCAACAAAAGCCAUCUCAGGUCAUUACAUCAUGUAUGACUCUACCAUCUCAACGACAGCAACAACAGCAAAGAGCUGCAUACCACUCCCAAGGUAUUCUGACUCGCAAUGCAGUUUCACUGGCGCAGCUUCCACCUCCUCUAGAGGCAGAAGCUGAUGAGCCAGCUCCCGAGGGAGUAUUUGUCCCACCACCACCACAGUUUGGAGCUGCAGGUGGACCCACUCCAACUGAAGAAGUAUUUGCACCUCCUCCACAGUUUUGUGAUAAUCGCUUGGUUACAAGGGUUCGAAUCGUCGGCACCACCCCGAAAGGCGUGCCAUCAAUGGGAGGAGGAAGAUUAAACAGUCAGUAAUUAUUUUUAUAGUGAAAUUCAAUUAUCUUUUCUCUCUUAAUUCAUCAGGCCUGUAGUCUGAUUUUAUGUCAUUUGGAGUAUUGCCUCCGCAGUCAUUUAUGUUAAACUAUUACUUUAUUUAUCAUACAUAUUAUGCAAUCAUUGUGACCCAACUGAACUGAAAGAUUUAUCAGUUACAUGUUGCUUUUAGGAUGAGCUCCGCCCUUUGGAACAAUUCAGCUCCAUGCGCUAAUGAACAUUUGAGAGCUAAGGCAAUCAGCAAAAUUUAUCUAUCUAUAGUGUUCUAUUCAGUAUUUAACAUGUAAAUACAGUAUGUAGUAGAUAAAAUAUGUAUAAAGUUAACUGAGACUGUAUAGUAACAAUACUUUACAUUGAAAUUUAUCUUACUGUCACAGGGAAACCAUUUGCUCGAAGACAGAUGUGAUAAUGUAAACAAAUGUAAGGCCUUGUACCAAUUAUCUUUUGUGUAGGUGUGUCUAGGCUUAUCUAGUUUUAGAAACCAUUGCCAUUUUUGAAAUCAAUGUUGAGCGUUUGUCACCGAGCAUUCUGGUGAAGUAACUUCAGUUUACAACAACUGUUACUAUUGAUGUAGAUACUUUCAGGCUCAAUUUGUUUUCUUUACUUUCCGAGUUUUGUGCAAACUAUCAAGUGCAAACUAUCAAGUAUGAGUAGCAGUCAACUGCGAAAAGAAGCAAUUUAAAAAUGUGAAAUUAACUUUUCAUGUUUUCUUUGCUUAAACCCUUAUGUAAGACUUGCUGAAGUUGUUUACCUUUUCUAAUCUAUAUAUUUCAAGGAACAUUUUGCUGAAUUUCAUCUGAAGUACUGUAAGCUCAAUCUCAAUGGAAGCCUCAAAGCAUUUCUUCAAGUUAUGGUGUUCAAACACCAGGAAAUUUAUUAUAUUUCAAAGUAUUCAUUAAUAUGUUAUGCAUUAUGCUUAACCCAAUCAAUUUUAAAAAUAGAUUUUUAAUUCUAUCUUUUCUCUUGCAUGAUAAUUAUUGAUCUUAAUGGGCCUACUGUGUAUGAAUUUAAUUCCUCAAUUAGAAAGAAUUUUUUAAUCUACUGUUACAAAGUUCAAAAAGUAAUAAGUACACAUUAUUCUCUGUUUUGAAUGAGUCUCACUUUUCUAUAUUUUGAUCAACAAUGACAUUGUCAUUUGUUCUGGUUUGAACUGAUUGUAAUUCUGGAAGUGAGAGCAUGUAUUAAAUUAUAGGUAGUUGUUUCAGCACAAGUAGGGCCCAUCUCAUUUUUGAUGACGCGUGUAUCAAAGCCUGGAACAUAUCCCAAGGAAAAUGUGGUUCUUGUGAAGUCAUCAUUGUGAUCUCCUUUAGAGUUACAAUGUCACAAUUUUUGCACUUGUUAGGUCACCAGUGAGGUCACAAGUAUCAAAAUGGUGACUUGGUAACUCAUUAAGAGAUCACUAUGAGGUCAUUGUGAAAUCAACAUUUUCCAUUUUCCAGACACACAUGAAUUCUAAUCAUCAAUUAUUUCAUGUUCUCCUUAGGAGUCAUCACUCCAUCCCCAACCUCCCCCUUCUUCCCCUGAUAAAAAUCAAUCCAAGGAAAUGUUGUGACUGGAUGUACUACGUGUAAAUUUGUUGUUUGCUGAAGGUGGCAAAGCUGCUGUUAAAGUAAACAAAAUUUUGCUCUCUUCAAUUUGAGAGUUUCUCUCAGUAGAGCUUACUGAUGUUUAUAUGAAUGAAUUUUAUUGUCCUUUAUGUACCUGUCUUCUCUUUGUAAAUAUAUGCUAAAGCAUUGCCAGAUUAACUUUUCUUGUGUUAAGAAAGCUGUUGUGUUAUUAUUGUUUGUUUCUCGUUAUUGUUUUUUUAGAUGGCACUUUUCAUUUUAUAUAAAGAUAGUGGGGUAAAAUGGAUAAAGCUCAAUGAAGGCUGUCAAUGAAGUAGUUGUCAAAAUUGUCAAUUCGACCAUAUAUAUGGAAUGUACAUUCCUGAGUACAUACAUGCAAGCAGUGAGAGUCAUGUUGCCAAAUAAUGAAUUUUAAUGUCCACUUAUCAACUUAUGUCUUUCAAAAUUUUCUAAAAAGCAAAUUAUUUAGUUAGCUCUCAUACCUUCUUUUCCUAUAAAUGACAUCUUUUACAAUAAUGUGACUGGAUUACUAGCACACAAUUUUUUUACAGUACAUUUAAACAAAGCAUGAGUCUGUCUGUGCAGUAUUAUCUCAAAUAUUCACAGGACAGAUGGAAAUGAUUUUCCACUCUUGGUAACGACAUUUAAGUGGAGGUUAUUUUGCUUGAAAUCCAAACCGUUGUUGCAAAGACAGCUGGCAUGUUACCAACAUUCCCAGAAAUGUGAAUUGUUGCACCUCUUAUAAAGUUUCAAGUGCCAAAUCUGAGGUUCAAUGCUUUACCGUGGUAUCAGCAUGUUUUAUCAGCUGUUAAUUGUGAUUCAGAUAUCACCAGUUAGGUGUGCUUUAUGCAGUAUUAUUUUUCAAAUCAAGAACCUGCCUUACCCCUAUGCCAAAAAGUGAAAAAUAUAUUAUUAACUUGCAAUAAAGUGUGAAAACCAGA